Molecule: messenger RNA, 1953 nt
Organism: Fusarium subglutinans
Lineage: Eukaryota; Fungi; Ascomycota; Sordariomycetes; Hypocreales; Nectriaceae
Product: pfs domain protein
Exons: 3
Coding region: 1-1953 (650 amino acids)
Biological process (GO): nucleoside metabolic process
Molecular function (GO): catalytic activity
Source: RefSeq, a predicted model, not a curated record
AUGGAUUCAAAGUUGCGCAGACUUUUUCAUGAGGUGCAGAGACAACUGCAAAUCCCACUAGAGGUGCUAAAGCAAGACUUUAAGUCUGCCAAUUCUGGCAUAUUCAUGUGUCAGCAAAUGCAUCAGAACUAUCGUACCGAGCUUGAACAGCUACACGAAUGUCUAUCUGAAUUUCAGGAUGUCUGCGGAUUGAUGGGAGAAGAUAUUUAUACGGAAGAUAUAUGGGAGAACACGCAACUCCACGAAUGGGCGAGGUCGGAUCAGUCAUCGUUGUUGAUGAUUCAAGGCGGCUACGAAUCUGUCAAUCGCCUUGAAAGGUUUGCUGCCGAGGUUUGGGAACACCUCGACAGCAAGAAACCAACAGUCGCCAUGUUACAGUGCCUGUCUUCAACAGAUUUCUUUAGUGGAUUUGAUGAACGAGAACUACUGCGACAGAUCGCACUCCAAGCUUUGCGAAAGGCUUCACCUGGUCAUCCGAUAUGUUUCCUGGCUGAUAUGGUACACCUAUUUGCAGAAGCUUCGACAUGCGAAGACUGGUUCAGAAUACUUGAGAGAAUAUUUGAAAUGUUCCCGAGUUUGAUUGUCAUUCUGACGGUUACUGUUCUAGGGGAACGAGCUGAGAGCACGAUAAUAUGGGGUAUCGAAUUCGAAAAAAUGAUGGCAAGGAUACAAAAGAGGUCUUUGACGUGUUUGAAAGUAUUACUCAUUGCAACCCAUCAAUUAUGGGUUGCACCACCAGAAACACCAUCGCUGUUUUGGGUUGGUCCAGCACCUGAAACUGAUUCAGAUGAUGGAAUGGGUGGCACUUACACGCCAUCGGAGCACCAACUUCCACUUAGCUUUCCAAUUCAGAACAGAAGUGGACAUAAAAUAUUUCAGAUGUCGGAAGCAUCACAGGGCGACACAGUAUCGGAACAACCAGGACAGCAUAAUCCUAUACACAAAGAACUGAAAGCAGGAAGGCCGGAGUUGCUUCAGCAGAGUUCUUCCUCAUCCCAUCCUACGCAAAUUGAUAUAGCAGUUCUCUGCGCAUUAACACUUGAAGCCGAUGCUGUUGAGACGCUCUUUGAUGGGCAGUGGACAGCCGGCUACAGUCGCUCCGAGGGAGAUACAAACACAUAUACACUGGGGAUUAUAGGCCGCCAUGGCGUCGUAUUAGUCCAUAUGCCUGGCAUGGGGACAAUCUACUCCGCGACUGUAGCGACUUGCUGCAGAUCUACCUUCCCUAGAGUUUCACUAACACUAGUGGUAGGAAUUUGCGGAGGUGUCCCAUUCUCCGAGGAUGGGACAGAGCUAUUGCUCGGCGACGUCGUCAUUAGCGAUGGACUAGUUCGCGUGUCAGAGAGCGCUAGAAAGUUACCGGUGGAGAUUCUGGGGUACCUGGCCAAGCUGAAAGGUCUAAAUGCUCGCAGCAGACUUCGAGAACGAGCGAUUGAAUAUCUGGCAACCUUGAGUAAGGCACUUGAGGUUAUGAAACCUGGGGUUAAGGAAGAUAUCCUGUUUGAGCCGACAUAUAGCCACAGGCAUCAUCCCCCAUCCUCCUGCAACAUAUGUAGUGGCGAUUCAGGCGACUCAACUGGGAUGAUUUGUGCACAAGCCCGUGAGGCAAGCUGCAAAAGUCUGAAGUGCGAUAUUGGAAGGUCUGUGGUCCGAAAGCGUCAAAUAGAAGCAGCUGGCGAUCAAGAUAAGCUGCACCCGGCUGUGCACUUUGGGAAAUUCGGCUCUGGAGACAAGGUCAUGAAGUCAGGAGAAAGCCGCGACCGUAUUGCGCGUAGUGAAGGGAUCAUUGCCUUCGAGAUGGAGGGGGCGGGAGCAUGGGAUACUUUGCCCUGCGUGAUUGUCAAAGGUAUUUGUGAUUAUUCUGAUAGUCACAAAGAUAAGAGGUGGCAAGUGUAUGCCGCUUCAACCGCCGCGGCCUACGCAAAGGCCUUCCUUGAGGGUUGGCGGCAAUAG